CUGCGCGCUUGAGUUUCCUGUCCCCGGAAUUUUAGGCGCGUGGAGUAGGAGGUGCCCGGCGUGCUCUCGCUCUCUCUAAACAUGCGGCCCGGUUUUUCCCCUCGCGGAGGACGUGGGGACCGUGGAGGGCGUGGAGGCUUCCGAGGAGGACGAGGAGGUGGAUUUAGAUCUCCUGGAGGUGGACGAGGAGGUGGUGGAGGUGGCUUCCGAGGUGGACGAGGAGGUGGUGGUGGCGGCUUCCGAGGUGGAAGAGGAGGUGGUGGUGGAAGAGGAGGAGGUGGCUUCCGAGGUGGACGGGGUGGCUUCAAAGGAGGCAAAAGGGUGACUAUAGAACCCCACAGGCAUGAAGGCAUCUUCAUCUGCAGAGGAAAAGAAGAUGCAUUAGUCACACUAAAUCUGGUACCCGGAGAAUCAGUAUACGGAGAGAAGAGAAUAUCAGUAGAGGAGGGUGAAACCAAAGUGGAAUACCGUGCCUGGAACCCCUUUCGUUCUAAGUUGGCUGCUGCCAUCCUCGGAGGCAUUGAUCAGAUUCAUAUCAAGCCAGGAGCAAAAGUGUUAUACUUGGGAGCAGCUUCAGGAACAACAGUGUCUCAUGUCUCCGACAUAGUGGGAUCGGAAGGGCUUGUGUAUGCUGUGGAGUUCUCCCAUCGCUCAGGUCGUGAUCUCAUCAAUGUAGCAAAAAAACGGACCAACAUCAUUCCUGUCAUUGAAGAUGCACGACACCCACACAAAUAUCGCAUGUUGAUUGGCAUGGUAGAUGUCAUUUUCGCAGAUGUAGCUCAGCCUGAUCAGUCACGUAUUGUUGCCUUAAAUGCACACAACUUUUUGAAGAACGGUGGUCAUUUUGUUAUCUCCAUCAAAGCCAACUGUAUUGAUUCAACAGCGGCCCCUGAAGCAGUUUUUGCAUCAGAAGUAAAAAAAAUGCAGCAGGAAAACAUGAAACCCCAGGAACAACUGACUUUGGAGCCAUAUGAGCGAGAUCAUGCUGUGGUGGUUGGCAUAUACAGGCCACCACCUAAACCGAAGAAGCAAAACACAUAAAAAUAAUUGAUGCCUGUUGCUAUAAGGGCAAAAGGACUUUUCGUACUUCUUUUUAUGUCAGGAUUCUUGCUACUGCCUGGGACUCAACAGUCUAAGAUGCUAUAUUGCAUCUAUGUUCCGUGGCAUUCUGAAAUGUGUACAUUUUUUAUUAAAAUAAGUAAUAUAGAGACCUGCUAGAUUGUUUGUAGUUUUGAGAGCGAGGCAAAACUUGCAAAAAUUAACAAAACAGACUGGUUCAAGGAAUGCUAGCCUUACUCUUUCAUUCAUUAACUGUGCUUACCUCCUGCCCAAUCUCUGCAUCCACCAUUUUAAAAUAAUGUAUAUGUGAAGUAUUAAAAACACUUUCCAUCAUAAAACAAUAUUAAACAAAGUAGAUUAGUGAAAUGUGUAUAGAGUGUUGGCAGUUAGAUGCUAAGGUGAUUUAUUUCCAUUUUGAUUUUUGGUUGACCAUUUUCAGAUUUGCUUAUUUUUGCUUCCCAAGUCUGUUUCGACUCUUGGCAGCUGCAUGGGCUCCCUGCAGUGUUUGUGGCAAUGUUGUUUAGAAGUGCCUUGCCAUUGUCUUCUUCCUGAGACAGAGAGACUGACUGGCCCAAAAUCACCCAAGCUGCUUCAUGUCUGAGGCAGAAGAAUUCAUGAUCUCUUGCUUUCUAGCUGGAUGCCUUUUUAAUACCAAACUGCCUCUCAUCUCCAAUUUUAAAGCCUUGCCAAAAAUAUAAAAAUAAAAUCCCAGUGCCUUGGAUUCAGGAACAGUUCAGAUUAACAUUUAAAUUGAUAACAAGGUGGGGAAGAAAGCCAAAUUGGAAUGUAGGAGGAACUGUUAUACUGUAAAAGCCUUACAAAAGUAUCUCCUUUUUUUUAAGUGACUUAUAUAGACUUUUUCUCAGAUUUAUGGGAAUUACAAAUCAUAUCUCUGGGUCCUUGCUGAUUAUUGUUAAGUUUUAACAGAUUUUCAGGGCUGAUGUGGUAGAUACUGUACAGUGUAUAUGAUAGCUGUUUGACAAUUCAUAUUUCGAAACAUUUACUAUCUUAAGAGGAAAGAAACCUGAAAUCUGGAUUCUAGGGUUUCUGUAAUAAACUAACAAAGUGAGCAAAACCUCAGUU
Messenger RNA from Thamnophis elegans (Western terrestrial garter snake), 2142 nucleotides. It is a transcript of the gene FBL, whose product is annotated as fibrillarin. The coding region runs from base 82 to 1041 and encodes 319 amino acids. Gene Ontology annotation, biological process: box C/D sno(s)RNA 3'-end processing; rRNA methylation. Gene Ontology annotation, molecular function: histone H2AQ104 methyltransferase activity; RNA binding; rRNA methyltransferase activity. NCBI's taxonomy places the organism in Eukaryota, Metazoa, Chordata, Lepidosauria, Squamata, Natricidae. The transcript has 9 exons. Gene Ontology annotation, cellular component: Cajal body; small-subunit processome; box C/D methylation guide snoRNP complex. The record is from RefSeq and is a predicted model, not a curated record.